Messenger RNA from Fulvia fulva, 1176 nucleotides. RefSeq lists its product as uncharacterized. The record is from RefSeq and is a predicted model, not a curated record. Lineage: Eukaryota; Fungi; Ascomycota; Dothideomycetes; Mycosphaerellales; Mycosphaerellaceae. The transcript is spliced from 3 exons. Bases 1 to 1176 code for a protein of 391 amino acids.
AUGGACUACAAUGAUCCGUCGAGACGACAGUACGCGCAGAACCCAUACGCUACACAGCAACAGUCGCAGCAGCAGCAUGGCAGCGCGCAACAAACGACCAGCCAGUAUACGACUCCCGGGACCGUGGAGCGCUUUCGACAGACUUCGUACAUGGGACACUCACCGAGCAGUGUGCCAUCGACAUCAAGAGCGGGAGGCGAUGCGCACGCUUCGUUUUUGGAGAGCUCCUUCGCGUCCGGUCAAACGAUGCAAUACGGGACAGACCUGCAAAAUCCAGACGUGUCGCGGCAGCAGUCUGCGCAGCAAUAUCAACAGUAUCCCUCCAACAUCAUGUACGGUCUGGCGCAGCAGUCACAGCAGGCGACACAGUCGCCUUAUGACCCCGUUCAACGCUACACCCAACGGCCUGGUACCGCGUCCGAGACACUGGCGUCUCAAUUCGGCGCACCGCACACCGCUCAAUACUACCUUGGAGCAGGAACAGUUCCCACCAGUGCGACCAUGCCCGACCUUACGGCAUCACACCUGCCUUCGCAAUAUCAGUCUGGUGCAUAUGCUCAGGCUGGCCCUACGGCAGCGCAGACCUACGCUAGUGCGAUGAUCGAUCCAACGGCUGCGAGCGCGUACCCAGCUUACACAGCGCAAUACGCACAGCAGUUAAGCCAAUCAAUAGAUCAGGCUUUCAGCAAUUACCAGGCGCAGAUUCGCACGAUCUUUUCAAAAGUCCGCGAAGGGCAAUUAUGGGAGCUACCCAACAUUCUGCUUGAUGCUUCGCACUAUCUGCUGGGCAAUGUUGAAGCGCUGGGUAUAGGACUGACCAGGGACGAUGACAAUCUACACGACGAAAGGAUACGACUGUGGGACGAGUUCAAUCGAGCUUGGCUCACAACAUUGCAGACGCAGUACGACAUGACUCAGGACUCGAUGCGCAGCGGCGGUCACUCAGGCCAGCCAGCAACUAUGCACUCGCAAAACCUUGAGACGCUUUCUCGCGAGCUUGUGAGGCUUUGCGAUAGUGUCGAGAAGCAUGGCCUCGUGGACUACCAGAUGGGCGUCGCGGAAGAGGAGAUCAUGGAUUUAUUACUGCGAUGUCUUUCUCAGCUAGAUCCUGAGACUGCGUCCAAUGCAGAGGCUGGCGCAGAACCUUCAGCCUCGGGUGCUGCAAGAGGUCGAUGA